This is a messenger RNA of Brassica rapa (field mustard), 1251 nucleotides long. RefSeq lists its product as uncharacterized. Lineage: Eukaryota; Viridiplantae; Streptophyta; Magnoliopsida; Brassicales; Brassicaceae. The record is from RefSeq and is a predicted model, not a curated record.
GUGUUUAAAUAAUCUCUAAUAAUGCGUAUGUAUCAUAAUGAAUAUUGUAUAAACGUAUUUUAUAAUUAUCUUUAUAUGCAUGAUUCGUUUUCAUCCAACCUAACUUGAAACUAUAGACAUGGCACCCACUCCUUGAUCUUUCCUUCAAACUUAAAUCUUCAUUUUUCCACAAAAAGAUUAUAUAAAUAAGACAAAAACUAGCUUUAUGUUUCUUAACUUCUCAGCCUUCUUUCACUUUUUAGAUUAAAAAUGAGUAUAGCCGGCGGUGGAAAGUGGCGCAGAGAGGCUGAGCAGCUGCUCGUUAAACCUUUCCGGCUACUGACAACAACUCUCCUCAGCCUCCUCCUCCCUCUCUCUUUCCUUCUCCUUAGCCGUCUCUCUUCAGCUUCCUUCCUCUUCUCCUUGAUCAAGUCUCCUCCCCAAACGGAUUCAUCUUUCUUCUUCUCUAUCUUUCAUUACACGAACCCGGCGAUCACAUAUGCAUUUGUUUCUUUAAUAAGCGUUUACACUCUAGUUCUUGGUCUGACCACCAAGAUCACAUCAACAGAUCCCAACCGGUCCAUUCCCUUCUAUCCACACGUCAGCAUCGCGUGGCUGACGCUUUUCCUUGUUCAAAUCUCCGUCGGUUUAGGCCUCGAAGGAACGUACCCCGACGGUUUAAUAAUCGGGAGCGAACGUAACUUCUUGAGCAGGCUAGUGUUUUUCUUUGGUCUUCAUGAGGUAAUGCUUCUGUGGUGUAGGGUGAUCGUGAGACCGGUGGUGGACAGCACGUUGAUGGGAGGAGACGCUGGUCAUCACCGGAGAGAAGAGACGGUGGUGGAGAGGGUUGCUUUGGCCGUGAGCUGUGGGACGUUGUGGUGGUGGAAGCUUCGGGAUGAAGUAGAGGCUUUGGUUGGUGUGGCUGAGGCUAAAAGAGCAUUGUUGCUGUUAUUACCAAUCAAUGGUAAUAAUGGUAACGUUAGUUUUGAAGUGGGAACGGUUGAUUUUGUGAAUUGGUGGUUAUACUAUAUGGUUGUAACGAUCGGUAUGGUUAGGAUCGUUAAAGGGUCUUUAUGGUUUGGAAUGAUAUUGCUUUUCGAACAAGGAAGUAGAAGAAGUCCACGUGGAGUUUCUACUGUUGCUACAGCUUCUGUUCAUUAUGACAAUGAAGGUGAUACUAAAGUGUAAAGUAACCAUUUGUUAUAAAGUCACUAAUGGAAUGCAUUUUUUUGGUUCAAGUUGAUAUUUGCAAUGGGAAAGAUGUUAACGAUU